Acinonyx jubatus (cheetah) is the source of this 2470-nucleotide messenger RNA. It is a transcript of the gene SLC39A13, whose product is annotated as solute carrier family 39 member 13. The record is from RefSeq and is a predicted model, not a curated record. The transcript is spliced from 10 exons. Gene Ontology annotation, biological process: zinc ion transmembrane transport; intracellular zinc ion homeostasis. Bases 193 to 1314 code for a protein of 373 amino acids. Gene Ontology annotation, cellular component: membrane. NCBI's taxonomy places the organism in Eukaryota, Metazoa, Chordata, Mammalia, Carnivora, Felidae. Gene Ontology annotation, molecular function: zinc ion transmembrane transporter activity.
CCUGAGCGUCUUCCUCCCUUUGCAAAAAAACCAACCCAGGGCUUCCACUUCAGAACUCGCCUAUGGGCUUGGUGUGGUGAGACAGACACGGGGCUUUCAGAGGAAAGCUGAUCCCACCUGGAAGGAGCUGGAGGUCCAAGAAAAGCACACAUUGGAGUGUGGUCAACAGGCAUCAGCACGUGGCAUGCCUGGAUGUCCCUGCCCUGGCUGUGGCAUGGCGGGCCAGAGGCUCCUCUUCUUCACUGCUCUUGUCCUAGAGCUCCUGGGAGGGGCUGGGGGUUCCCAGCAGGCCCUGAGGAGCCGGGGGCCUGCCGCGGCCUGUCGUCUAGACAACAAAGAAAGCGAAUCCUGGGGGGCCCUGCUGAGUGGGGAGAGGCUGGACACCUGGAUCUGCUCCCUCCUGGGCUCACUCAUGGUGGGGCUCAGUGGGGUCUUCCCACUGCUCGUGAUUCCCCUGGAGAUGGGGACUACGCUGCGCUCAGAAGGCCCCGAAUCUCUUUUGUAGCUGGGGCCAGACGUCUGAAACAGCUGCUCAGCUUUGCCUUGGGGGGACUUUUGGGCAAUGUGUUUCUCCACCUGCUGCCUGAGGCGUGGGCCUACACAUGCAGUGCCAGCCCUGUGCUGCCCCCUGCAGGUGGUGAGGGGCAGAGCCUGCAGCAGCAACAGCAACUGGGACUGUGGGUCAUUGCUGGCUUCCUGACCUUUCUGGCAUUGGAGAAGAUGUUCCUGGACAGCAAGGAGAAGGAGGGGACCAGCCAGGCCCCCAGCAAAGACCCUGCCGCUGCUGCCGCGCUCAAUGGAGGCCGCUAUCUGGCCCAGCCGGCUGCAGAGCCCGGCGUGAGCGCCGUGGUCCGGACCAUCAAAGUCAGUGGCUAUCUCAACCUGCUGGCCAACACCAUAGACAACUUCACUCAUGGGCUGGCUGUAGCUGCCAGCUUCCUUGUGAGCAAGAAGAUUGGGCUCCUGACCACCAUGGCCAUCCUCCUGCACGAGAUCCCCCAUGAGGUGGGCGACUUUGCCAUCCUGCUCCGAGCCGGCUUUGACCGAUGGAGCGCAGCCAAGCUGCAGCUCUCGACGGCACUGGGGGGCCUGCUGGGCGCCUGCUUCGCCAUCUGUACGCAGUCCCCCAAGGGAGUAGAGGAGACCGUGGCCUGGAUCCUGCCCUUCACCUCUGGUGGCUUUCUCUAUAUCGCCCUGGUGAACGUGCUGCCGGACCUCUUGGAGGAAGAUGACCCGUGGCGCUCCCUGCAGCAAGUGCUGCUGCUCUGCACAGGCAUCGUGGUGAUGGUGCUGUUCUCGCUUUUCGUGGAUUGACGGUCCCUGAUGCCCCCCACACUGCAAUAAGAGACUCAGAUUCACUCUGUGACCGUGUGUGAGGCAGAGGGCGAGUGCCUGAGAGAGCACACCUCUGACCAGAUGAGAGGAUGGUGUGUGUGCAUGCGUGCGUGUGUGUACACGUACACGUGUGACCAGUUAUGUGUGAGACCGACACUGUGAUCAUGCGCUGGGCCCAGGGCCCGAUGCCCGCGCCGGCCCCCAGCCACGCCGUGGUCUUCUCUCCUGACCACCCUGUCACCCUGCACCUCUCACAGUGAGCAGUGAGGACAAGCAGCACUGGUCCCAGGUGGAGGCCUCUCCCCACAAGACUGCAGGGGGAGAGGCUGCUCCCCAGGGAGCUCAGGGGGCCCAAAGCUGUCUCCUUCUGGGGCCUUGGGGUCCCUGACCUCUGCUCGGGCACCAAGCCCUGGGCAGCCGAGGGGCUGAGGCUGGGGCACCUUCUCUCUGCCGUGUCCAUUGUCCCGGCCCUUCCUUUGCCAGCUCUAAGGCCAAAGAAAGGAGAGGCAGGUGCUUGUGUAGCCCCUCACCCCACUCAGCACUGACAGCCCUACCCAGCCCAGGAUGGAGCCUGGCAGAUGCUUUCCAAGACCUUUUCCUCGUGGCUGCCAGCCCUAGGCCGGCUCCCGUUCCCCCCGGUGAACGCUCCCUGGCAGCGCCGGCGGCUUUUGCCACCUCCAGCUGCCAAACAGCAGCCUGCGGGGCAGGGAGCAGCCCUGGGCCAGAGAGGCCUCUGAGGCCAGCUCAGGGAUGCUCACGCCAGCACAGGAUCCAGGCAGAGAUCCUGGGGGCAGGAAGAGUGUGCCACAGCUGCCCCCCCGGCUCCAGGCCCCUUUUUCCUGUCCCACGUAGGCUGAGGGGGAGUUGGGGGUGGUGAGGGCUCCGCGUUGUCAGCACUCAGGAAUGUGCUCUGGGAGAAUGCUGAAGCCAUAAUCCCCAGCUAUUUCCCUUGGCUGACACCCAGGUACUCAGCUGGCCCACUCCACAGCCGGGCUCAGCCCUGCUGCUCAACCGUGGACGUUCUGAGAAGCAGCCGUCAAGAGGGUCUGAAUGGUUUUACAGCAGUUUUGCUGUGGUUCCGUUUCUAUCUGUAAAUAUUCUAUAGAUAAGAUGCAAAUAAAUAAUUAUAUACAAA